AUGCAUUGCUACAAUCAAAAUGGCGGCGCCCAUGCGAGUGAGAACUACGUUCUCUAUUUUCCGAAGGGUUUCCAGCCAAUUUGGUUCGUGGAACAGGAACUAUUGCUCUGACGUUACAAAGAAGGGAAUCAUUGUUGGUGUGUAUAGCAAAGAAGAUGACAAAGAAGAAGGUUUCGUCUUUACAAAGGCAGCUGAGGAAGUGAACGACAGAGCGUCAGGGCGAUUGCAGGAACUCUUGAACAUUGCUGGGCCUACCGUGAAGCAAGGCAAGGCAAAGAUUCUCUACGAUGUCAAUCAGGAUUUCAGCAGUGUAGCAGUCGUGGGUCUGGGCAAGCAGUCUGCGGGAUACAACAAUGUGGAGCAGGUCAACGAGGCGAAGGAAAAUAUUAGAGCGGCGAUUGCCGCUGGCGCUACGCAACUCAGAGAGUCGGGGGCCAAGCACAUCAGUGUGGACCCUUGCAGUGAUGCACAAGCUGCUGCAGAAGGUGCCAGCCUCGCUCUGUUCUCCUACGAUGAGCUGAAAGAUGAAAGCAAGAGAAAGCCACUCGUGGAGCUGGACAUAUUGGGCAAUACAGAAAAGUCAGCCAAGGAGCAGUGGGCCAGGGGUAUGACCUUGGCCAGCAGCCAGAACUUUGCCCGGACCCUGAUGGAGAUGCCGGCCAAUCGACUGACGCCGAGACGCUUUGCCGAGAUCACGGGAGAGCAGCUUCGCAUCACCAAGACCAUCGUAACAAGAGCGCAUACACAGCAGUGGGCAAUGGAGAAGAACAUGGGAGGUUUCCUGAGUGUUGCCAAGGGCUCAGAUCAGCCGCCGAUCUUCCUAGAGAUGACCUACAAUGGAACAGACCCAGCAGUCAAACCGCUGAUAUUGAUUGGCAAAGGGGUCACCUUCGAUAGCGGUGGUAUAUCCAUCAAGCCAGCACAGAACAUGGAUGCUAUGCGAGCCGAUAUGGGCGGAGCCGCUGUGGUUGCCGGGGCAAUGGAUGCCAUAGCAACGCUGCAGCUGCCAAUCAAUGUAGUUGCCCUGACGCCACUGUGCGAGAACCUCCUGAACGGGUCAGCCAAUAAGCCGGGGGACGUCGUCAAGGCGAUGAAUGGAAAGACAAUACAGAUUGACAACACUGACGCAGAGGGACGGGUCCUUCUGGCUGACGCUUUGUGCUACGCAUGCACAGAGUUUGAGCCCAGAGCUGUGAUUGACCUUGCAACACUCACAGGAGCCGUUGACGUAGCCUUGGGUUCAGCCGCUACAGGCACCUUUUCUACCUCCGAGACACUGUGGUCAGACCUACAUCAGGCUGGAGUGGAGACCGGCGACAGGUUGUGGCGUCUGCCUCUCUACAAACACUACACCAGUCAGGUGACGGAGAGCCACCUGGCUGACGUCAACAAUGUUGGCAAACAUCCAAGGUCGGCAGGAUCCUGCACUGGAGCGGCGUUCCUUAAAGAGUUUGUGACCGUGCCUGAGUGGGCCCACCUUGACAUCGCUGGGGUCAUGGAAAACAAAGAUGAGAUUCCCUACCUUGUCAAAGGCAUGACAGGCCGUCCAUUGAGAACAUUGGUGGAGUUUGUGGCAAGGAUGGCAAACCAGUCUUAAAUGAAUCACUGAGAUAUAAAGAAAAAGAUCCAGACAUACAUACUUUGUUGCAUUCACAGAAAGUAUAUAGAUGAUAAGAUGAUCAGAUUCAAAAUUAUGACCCCUCCAGUGAGUGUGGACUUUUUUUAUGGCGGUGUUUAUAUUUUUAAGCCCUGGUAUAUUCUCUUGGGGCCUAAGCGAACAAAUACCAUCUGCCCAAUCCAGAAACGGAACUUCGGGGUGAGGUGUUAUGAAAUGACUUACUAUUGUGAAAACUCCUUAUUCAUAAGUAUUCAUAAUACUUGCAUAUAAUUGAGCAUGAAUAAUUAAUUGUGAAUGACAAGUAAAGGUGAUCAUAGAAUAAAUUAUUAUAACUUUCCUUUUUUUUUACCAAAGCAGAUUUGAAGUUGCCUCAUAAUGUGGAUCAUGCCGGAAUAUAAUUGCAAUGCUGUAGACUAUGGGCUUCGUGGACGGGACACACAAGCAUGUGUGCACUGUAAAGUACUGGUGUCAUAUGAAAAUCGGACUCGUAUGAAAAUCGGACUCUUUUUCCCUUUUAUUGGUUAAACCCUCUCACGUGACCGGUCCCUCUCCUAAUUAUCUAUGCAUGAGCAUGCGCAAUACCAUCAAUGAGUGCGUAUUUCAUAAAACCUAAAUUCAUGCUACACAGGUUCACACGUUAAUUACACACAACUUCCUGAAUGUGCCCAAGCUAUUUGCCACGGCGUCUAUGUGCGAGUGUCGGGCGUCGUCGGCGCGCGAAUACAUUCGAAUUUAACUUGUGAUGGUCUCCCAGACUAAUCCCCGCCCCAAUAACUUUAGAUCAUGCGAAAUACGCAGUGGAUGGACCAGGAACCAGUCUAGGUCUCCCCAACUCUCCUUUUCUGGCCGUUGAAGGAGUACAUGUGCACAGAGUCCAUAGUAUAUUCUCCCAUCUCCCCUGAUUUUCAACAUUUUUCGAACCCAUUAGCAGCUGUAUGAAAUUUUAUUACAUUACUUCUGUUGCCUGAUGAAUCCUUAUAAUAGAGCUCAUCUGGUUUGGGGCAGUGUGAGGGAGUAACAGGUAGGGCGGUUUUGGGCGGUACGGGGACUAAUGGGUUCAAAAGAGGAUGGGACUAGAUAGUGAUCCGAGAGUUUAUUAGAUUAAGUAAAAGUAUGUAAGUAAAUUUUAUAAAAAUAUUCAAUUGUCUGAAAUUAACCACCGUUUGAUUGUAAAUUGAACUUUGAAGUUGAUUAUUUUAAUCCACUUUAUAUUUUAUGAUGCUGUACUUUGAAAAUGAAAGAAGAAACUCAUUCAAUCUAGUACAGUAUGGCAAUCUGCCAUCAACUUUUAUUCCCCCCCCCCUGAAAACUUUGUACAAAGGAAUCAUUUGUGAAGAUAAAUGGCAAAUAAAAUGUAAUACAAAGAA
Molecule: messenger RNA, 2985 nt
Organism: Patiria miniata (bat star)
Lineage: Eukaryota; Metazoa; Echinodermata; Asteroidea; Valvatida; Asterinidae
Product: cytosol aminopeptidase-like
Exons: 12
Coding region: 20-1597 (525 amino acids)
Biological process (GO): proteolysis
Cellular component (GO): cytoplasm
Molecular function (GO): manganese ion binding; metalloaminopeptidase activity
Source: RefSeq, a predicted model, not a curated record